UUGCUCUUUGGGGGUUCUUUGUUUACUAAUGGCAAUACCAUCUCAAUCUUGUUCUGUUACAUCUAGUUCAAUCUUCUUGUUUAUUUGAGCUUAUUAUGAUAAGAUGAAUCUGUGUUGAUCAAAAUCCUUAGGUUAUAUCAUGACACUCAUUUCUGGAUUCAUCAAUUUUUCAAAGCACUUACAGCACCUACAGCGUGAAUUCAUGAAUUGUACAGUUUUAGCUAGCAAUUAAUUGUACUCAUGUAGACAUGAUCUGAGUGUAGAUUCACAACUAUAAAGUGGCCUGUUUUUGGCAGUGCCGUCUCCAUAUUUCACUGCAUUUUUUACCUUGAUGUCCUGAAAUUGGCUCUAUCAGGGCCCUCCACGCAUCACUGUCCAGUCAACGCUUUCAACUGUUUUUGAACAUUACAAUGUCGAUCUCAGCACAUGCCUGCUGGGCAGUGAAGCGAACAGGUGAGAAAGAAAGAGACCGUGUGUAUGAGUGUGGUGAAAAACUGUGUGUACGAGUGUAUGUGUGUGUGUGUCAGUGAGCCAGAGAGAGUUUGCUUACACUGUGCAUGCCAGGUUCAUAGCAGCCAGUUAGAGAGAUGAAUAGUGAGCGGUCACGGAAUCCAUAAGUUUGUCAAACUUAUUUUUAUGUGAUAUUUACAGUGAUCAAUGACCAGGUUUGAUUGGGUUUCCUAAACGCCAUUUGAUAAAGUUGGGGUUUGGCAAGUGCUUCAUCAGAACUGAUAAUUCGGAUCUUAUGCAGAACCGUGAAAUGCUGUACUGUACUUUCUCUCUAGGCUAGAAAUCGUGAAGCAUGGGUGACUGGAGCUUUCUUGGACGGCUCUUGGAGAAUGCACAGGAACACUCGACCGUGAUCGGCAAAGUCUGGCUGACAGUACUCUUCAUUUUUAGGAUUCUGGUGUUGGGAGCGGCAGCCGAGGAGGUCUGGGGCGACGAGCAGUCGGACUUCACCUGCAACACGCAGCAACCUGGUUGCGAGAAUGUCUGCUACGACGAGGCCUUCCCCAUCUCCCACAUCCGCUUCUGGGUGCUCCAAAUCAUCUUUGUGUCCACACCGACGCUCAUUUACCUGGGCCAUGUCCUGCACAUCGUUCGUAUGGAAGAGAAGCGGAAAGAGCGCGAGGAGGAGCUGCGAAAGGCCAGUCGGCUCCAGGAUGAGAAAGAACUCCUGUAUAGAAAUGGAGGGGGAGGGGAGUCUGGUGGACGGGGUGGGGGCGGCGGUGGCAAAAAGGAGAAGCUGCCAAUCAGAGACGAGCAUGGCAAAAUCCGCAUUAGAGGGGCCUUGUUGCGCACUUACGUGUUCAACAUCAUUUUCAAGACCCUGUUUGAAGUGGGGUUCAUUUUAGGUCAGUAUUUCCUCUAUGGUUUCCAGUUGCGGCCACUGUAUAAGUGUGCGCGGUGGCCAUGCCCCAAUACAGUGGACUGCUUCAUUUCCCGGCCCACGGAAAAGACCAUCUUCAUUAUAUUUAUGCUUGUGGUGGCUUGCGUGUCCCUUUUGCUGAAUUUGUUAGAAAUCUAUCACCUCGGAUGGAAGAAGGUCAAACAGGGUAUGACCAACGAGUUUGCCCCCGACCGCGAGUCGCUGCCCAACGCAGACGAAGCGGAGCCUGUGUCUUCUAGAACUGUGCCUGCCACCCUCAGCUAUCCGCCAGACUACACGGAGGUGGCAGUGGGUGGCGGAGCGUUCCUCCAGCCUGUUUCGGUGCCCUCUACGGCCGAGUUCAAGAUGGACCCUAUGCGCGAGGAGUCCUCGCCGUUCUACAUCAGCAACAACAACCACAGGCUGGCUGCCGAGCAGAACUGGGCCAACCUGGCCACCGAGCAGCAGACUCGGGAGAUGAACGCCGCCUCCCCCUCCCCUUCCUCCUCCUCCUCUCACUCCUCCGAUAACGGGCGGCAAGCCAAAGACGCCGCUCAGCACGGCGGCACCCCCAACUCCCCUGGCGCUGGGCCGGAGGAGGGGCAUGUGACCACCACGGUGGAGAUGCACGAGCCGCCCGUUAUUUUCACUGAUGCUCGACGACUGAGCAGGGCUAGUAAAGCCAGCAGUGCGAGAGCGAGGCCCAAUGAUUUGGCGGUGUAGUGACUCUCCACUGCAAAGCGUAGGUUUUUGUGGACAAAACACAAUAGACCAAAAAACAAGAGGAAGUGAGAGGCAUAUUGCUGGAAUGAAAAAAUUAAUUCCAUUCAUUGUUAAUUCCAUUUUGCAAGUCAUUUCUUAUGGGCUUCUGAAUGCUGGUUAGUGUUAUGCAGUAGUUGAUAAAGCAGCACACCUGAUGCAGGCUGUUACACCAGAAUCUCAACGAUUCACUGAAAAAAAUGUCACUUAAAUUAGUCUUAUGAAUUUCCAUUCAGUCAGUUCGAUUUAUUAAGUAUAUUGAUUUAAACUCACCAAAUAUAAAAUGGUUGCAGUUCAAUAAUACAGAUUACAAAAGAGCAAAAAAAAAAAAAAAAAAAAAAAACAUUUAAAAUACAACAUAAAUACACUCUGUGGUUUAAUUGAGUAGAUAAUGAAAUACUCUCAUGUAUUUUUUUUUUUUUUUUGAAGACUUGAAUAGCAUAUGAGAGAAAUAGGAAAAAAAGAAAGUAGUUGAAGUAAAUGAGGAAAGUAGUUGUCAAAUUCAUGAACACCCAUCUUGAAUAAUUUUUAAAAUGUUCUCUUUGUUGUUCCAGCAUCUGUCUCUACAUUUCCUCACUCUAAAGAGAAAUCAGAAGGUUGAGGAAGAAAAAGCACAUUGCCUGAAAAAAGUGGCAAACUUUAAUGCAUCACAUAGAAAAGGUCAUCCAUACACUGAAUUUUUUUUUUUUACAGAGGCAAGUGAAAUAUUUAGAUAACUGUUGUACUACUGAAUGGUGCAGAGUUUUACUUCUCAUAUAGCUUGUGUAUUCUCUGGACCAAGUUUCUUUUCUUUUUUUUCAGUUCCAUUAUCUGAAGUUCACAUCCUCCUACUGGAUUUGAGAGUUUUGAUAUAUGACCAUGUCCAAUCUUGCCUUCAGGAAAACAUGAUCACUUUUGAAGUAGUUAAUCGGAUGAGGGGAGUAUGAACUCUCAUUACAUGUGACAUUUGAAUUCCUUAUUGGUUUUUAAUUCAGUUAGUGGCUUAAAGUCAGUUUGUGGUUGCCAAAAAGUUACUUCAGAAUGUACAUAAAAAGAUGCUGCAAGUGUCUUAUGCUGAAAUGAGUUUACCCCCCCCCCCCCCACUCUAAGGCCCUCAUUCGUUUUCACUGAAUACUGCUGUUGUAUAGAACAUAACUUCUGUAAACAUAACUCACACCAACAUGACAGCACAACAUGAUUUUUUUUUUUUUUUUUUUCUUUUAGAAACCUUUACAAAACUGUUCUUGAGACCUAUUUAAACACAAAGUAUGUUGCUUUUGUUAUCAGGUAUAAAUUUCAGCAAUCCAUUUAAGGAGACAGUCAUCAGCCCUGAAAUAGAAAUGGUACAUUUCUUCAUCACGUAGAGUUUGUGCUUAGGACAGUAUUACCAUUGCUUCUAUCAGAUCACAGCAUUUACAGAUGUAUGUUAUUUAUUUUCUGCUGUUUUUAUGUAUCCAUAAAUGAAAGUGUGUUAUUUUGUCAUUUUUUGGUUCUUAAAGUUUACAUUUUAGUAAAUAGUAGAAGAUUUGCACAUCUAGGCAAAAGACACUGUUCAAUAAUUCUUACACUGAUAGAAAGGAGGAAAUAUUUUUAAUCCUUAAAGGAAAAUGUCUUAAUGGUAAAAGUUGUUGCGUUGAUGGCAGUAUUAUUCCACUUAAAUAACAUCAAAUGUAAUUUAUAAAACAGCACUUGUAGAGUAUAAGAAAUAUACACGUUAUUUUAGGACUGUUGUGGUGGCCUGAAAGGACAGCAGAAAAUUUGAACAUUGUGCAUUAUAGCAUUUCAUCAAUUCUGAAUUUGAAUUGGCCAGCCAGCCAGCUCUUUCCUAUCUCGAUCCGUUUGUAGUGUACUUAGUUGCAGCCCCUUAUUCUCAGAUAACACUCAUUUCUUGAACUGAUUUUCUCUAGCAGAGCUGAUUAUUCUGACCAAUCAGGGAAAUGAACCACCUACAUAUGCUCAGAACAGCAGCCUGUUUAAAUGCUGUCUUAAGAGAAGUGCCUUGUGUAUUCAAUUUUAUAAGAACAAGUUGAUGUAAAUGUUCAUUUACCUCAAAUGUUUACAAAGCUGUUACUAAAUAAACUUUUUGUACCAUAAAUGUAGGCUACUCUG
Cyprinus carpio (common carp) is the source of this 4216-nucleotide messenger RNA. Its product is annotated as gap junction alpha-3 protein-like. The coding region runs from base 803 to 2092 and encodes 429 amino acids. Lineage: Eukaryota; Metazoa; Chordata; Actinopteri; Cypriniformes; Cyprinidae. The record is from RefSeq and is a predicted model, not a curated record. Gene Ontology annotation, cellular component: connexin complex. The transcript is spliced from 2 exons. Gene Ontology annotation, biological process: cell communication.